AUGGACAUCUCACCAUCGGUGGAGACGUUCAUGACAGGUGCUUCACUACAAGAUGAAUCUGAAUUUAUUGAAUUGGAAUAUGCAGAAAGUUAUGUACAUACACCGUUGUUGGUGGCAGGAAUCGGCAGAAGUCCUUACCCUAUCAUUGGGAACCGAACAAGUGUUGUUGGCAACGGUGUUGGUGUGGUGUUGGUGACGGAUGAUGGCGAUGGAGGGCUAAGCUAUUCUAAAAAUUCUUCUUUCCAGAAUGAAGUGUGGUCAAGGAACCAACAUAUAUUAGGGGGUGCAAUUCAAUCUCUCAUCUCAAAGGGUGAAAUCGUAUCAAAAGGCCUGCAUGAUCUGGGCUGUGGAGUGGGCCCGGUUCCACUCGCUUUAACAUCUUUGGUGAUAGAAAUCAUGCAGAAGAAGUGUAAGAAAUUGAAGCGUGGUAAUGAUCAAGAUAAUCAACAAGUGCCUACGAUGCACAUAUACAUGAAUGAUCUUCCUUCAUAUGACUUCAACUUGUUAUUCAGAGACUUGUUGAAUUUGGAGGUACUUAAAAGAAAAGAUGAUGAUGUGCCUUUGUGUUUCUUGAUGGGUUCCCCUGGCUCCUAUUAUGAUAGACUUUUUCCUCAAAAUACUUUGCAUUUUGUUCAUUCAAGUUACGCCCUCCACUGGUUAUCUCAGGUACCACUGGGCCUCUUCACUGAGCAAGGUGUUCCAAUAAACAAGAAAGCUGUUUAUAUAUCCGAAAUAAGUCCUGAAAGUGUUCCGAAAGCUUACUUGGCUCAGUUUGAUCACGACUUUUCUCGAUUUCUUAAAUGUCGUUCAAGAGAAGUUGUACCCAAAGGUCUUAUGCUAUUAACUUUAACAGGUCGACCAUCUUCCACGAAUUCAUUGACUUGGCAACCAUUCGAGUCUGAAAUCCUCACCAGGGCCCUUACUUGUCUUGUUCAUGAGGUUUAGUACACUCUGUUUCUCACCAACAACAUUUGUUUGAUCAUAAUAUAGUAAUUGUUAUUGUGGAGUCAA
Messenger RNA from Beta vulgaris subsp. vulgaris (sugar beet), 1011 nucleotides. RefSeq names its product 3,7-dimethylxanthine N-methyltransferase CkTbS. The transcript is spliced from 4 exons. The record is from RefSeq and is a predicted model, not a curated record. The coding region runs from base 1 to 945 and encodes 314 amino acids. Gene Ontology annotation, biological process: methylation. Lineage: Eukaryota; Viridiplantae; Streptophyta; Magnoliopsida; Caryophyllales; Amaranthaceae. Gene Ontology annotation, molecular function: S-adenosylmethionine-dependent methyltransferase activity.